This is a messenger RNA of Meloidogyne enterolobii, 2154 nucleotides long. NCBI's taxonomy places the organism in Eukaryota, Metazoa, Nematoda, Chromadorea, Rhabditida, Meloidogynidae. The record is from the annotation of a GenBank genome assembly.
AUGGGCACACAAGGCUAUGAGAAUUAUACACGUUCUUCAUCAACUUCCUCUGACAUGCCAGAAAUGGAAUCGGUCAUUGGAUUGGGAGAAACAGAAAAUGAGCGGACAUUAAGGAUUAUCAAUUCUCGUCGAAAACCUGUUUCUUUAUGCAGUGUUGCCCCUUCUCUUGUAAUUUCUUGGCAUUCAAUUACAGCAAAGCCUCGACUCGAAAAAAGCAUUUUCCCUUCAUUUGUCUCCAAUAUUUAUUCAAAAUUUUCUUCAAGUUUUGAUGAUAUUGAAAGUGGAACACCUCCAAUAUUAUAUGGGAAAAAAUUAAUUUUAAAUAAUGUUUUUGGUGUUGCUUAUCCUGGAGAAGUUCUUGCCUUAAUGGGAGCUAGUGGUGCUGGUAAAACUUCUCUUUUAAAUAUCUUAACUCAACGAAAUCUUUCUUCUCUUCGUGUUUCUGGCCAAAUACGCAUAAAUGGUGUAGAUGUUGGGAAAAAUGUUUUACGUAAAAUUUCUGCUUAUGUACAACAAGAAGACCUUUUUAUUGGUUCCAUGACUGUUAUUGAACAUUUGAGAUUUAUGGCUAUAAUGAGAAUGGGAAGACAUUAUUCUGCAAGAGAACGUGAACGGCGGGUACAGGGGGUUAUUGCAGAGCUUGGACUUAAAAAAUGUGCAAAUACACUUAUUGGUUGGCCUAAUAGAUUGAAAGGGUUAUCUGGGGGAGAAAGGAAACGGUUGGCUUUUGCUUCAGAGAUAAUGACGGGACCUCCAAUUUUAUUUUGCGAUGAGCCAACAUCUGGUUUAGACUCUUAUUUAGCUAAACAAGUCAUUCAAGUGCUUAAAGAUUUGGCAAGACGGAAAAACAUGACAAUAAUUGUUACAAUUCACCAACCAAGUUCACAAUUAUUUGAAAUGUUUGAUAAAAUAUGUCUUUUGGCCGAAGGUAAAUUAGCAUUUCUUGGAACAACUGCUGAGGCUAUUCCUUUCUUUGAAAGAGGAAGAAUACAUUCAAAAGUCAAUAAAAUUUGUUCAUCAUUUACUCAGAGUGAUACAGGAAAACAAUUAAUGCACGAAUUAUCAAGUAAUACUAGCAGUGAAGGUUCUUCUCCCCCAAUAAAUACAGAAAUAAUUAAAGAAAAUAAUUUAAAUGGAAAUAAUGAGGUUUUACAAACUUUUGAUAUUUCUACAGACGAAAGUGCUUUUUCUACACCAGAAUCUGUUGAAGAAGUAAUGGAAGAUGAUGAAGAAAGAAAUGAAGGGGUUCCUUUAUUUGUAACAACAUCGAAAACAGACAAAUUAGAAUCGUAUACAAAAUCGAAGACAAUGCAAAGAUAUAAAUCAACUUGGUUCCAACAAUUUCGAGCACUUCUUAGACGCUCAUUUUUUGUUACUUUACGUGAACCUAUGCUUUUAAAAGUUAAAUUAUUCCAAACUUUAUUGAUAAGCAUAAUUCUCGGAACAAUUUAUUUUCAAACGCCAAUACGGCAAACAACAGUUAUGAAUAUUAAUGGAUUAAUUUUCCAAUCAAUUGCAAAUAUGAAUUUUAUGUUUCAAUUUGCUGCUGUUCAUAUUUUCUGUGAUGAACUGCCUAUUUUUAUGCGUGAACAUUUAUCAAGUUUAUAUAGAGUGGAUACUUAUUUUAUUGCAAAAAAUAUUGCUGAGUUAAUUCAAUAUAUUAUUUAUCCUUUUGUUUUUUCUUCAAUUGUUUAUUGGAUGUCUGGUUUUGUUCACAAUUCCUUAGCUUAUGCCUCUUUUGUUGCCAGCUGUGUUUGUGUUACAAAUGUGGCUAUUUCACUUUCUUAUGCGGCUUCUUGUAUUUUUGGGACAACUGAUUUAGCUUUAGCAAUGCUUCCUGUAGUUGUUAUUCCUUUACUUGCCUUUGGGGGGUUUUAUAUUAAUCAACAAUCUUUGCCUUCUUAUUUUUAUCCAAUUAAAUUUAUUUCUUAUUUUGGUUAUGCAUAUGAAAGUGCUGCAAUAAGUCAAUGGACACGUGUAAACACAAUAUCUGGUUGUAAUCAAACAACAAUAAAUAAUAAUAAUCUGACAGAAUAUAAUACUUGUUAUUUGGAUGGAAUGGAUGUACUUGACUCUUUGGGAUUUGAUCCAGAAAAUAUUAUUUUUGACUAUACAGCUUUAAUUUCAAUGAUUUUGGGUAUUUUAGUUAAAUAA